Molecule: messenger RNA, 921 nt
Organism: Monoraphidium neglectum
Lineage: Eukaryota; Viridiplantae; Chlorophyta; Chlorophyceae; Sphaeropleales; Selenastraceae
Exons: 1
Coding region: 1-921 (306 amino acids)
Source: RefSeq, a predicted model, not a curated record
AUGUAUGGCCCCAUGCUCGCCGCCUUUGCUCGGCCCGAGCAUAGGCAGGCGCUCACCGAGCUUGCGGGCGCGAUGUCGGGCGCCGCGUGCCGCGAGAUGUGGACAGCGCUCGGCAGCUGGCCGGCGGGCGGGGAAGGCGCGGGGGCUGCUGCCCCGCGGCGGCAGGGUCAGCGGCAGGUGCUUGUCGUGGAGGACGACCAGCAACAGCAGCAGCAGCAAAAGGUUGAAAAUGGGGUGGCGCACUGCGAUGAGCAGCGGGCGUCCGCGUCCGGGAGUGCGCCCCUGCUGCACCGAGGCAGCCGCAGCAGCAGCGCGGGCACACUGGGGGGCGAGGACGGCGGCAGCGGCAGCGGCAGCGACCCUAGCACCCCUCAGAGCGGCCCGACAACGCCGGAGCCGUCCCUCUUGGGGGCGCCGCUCACCCUGCGCCACCCCUUCUCGCCCCUCCGCCGGCGCCGCGGGGCGGCGCUCGCUGCGGUACAGCAGCAGCAGCAGCAGCAGCAGCAGCAGCAGCAGCAGCAGCUCGGGGCCGCCGUCGCGCCGCCGGCUUCCGCCCUGGGCACGCAGGCGUCGCCCAAAGCGGCGUCGGGGCCCGCAGCGUGGAUCGUCGCGGCGUGCGCGCACGCGUCGCGCUCUCCUGAAGUCCGCAGCCUGAUACUCGACAUGUCCCGCUCCAGCACGCGCGAGUUUGUGCGCUCGCUCCUUCCAAGGUUCUGGACCGGCGCCGGCGGCGGCAGCGGCGGCAGCGGGAGCGGGGGCGGGUGGCUCGCCGCGGGCGACCGCCCGGCGGCGGCGGCGGCGGUGGUGGAGCUCCGUGCGCGGCUGCACCGCAUGCAGGUGGUGGUGAUGGUGAUGAUGAUGGUCGCGGCGUACGCGCUCGUGGGGCGGGUCGUGAUGCUGGCCAGCGCCGCGGCGGCGUAG